Punica granatum (pomegranate) is the source of this 1207-nucleotide messenger RNA. NCBI's taxonomy places the organism in Eukaryota, Viridiplantae, Streptophyta, Magnoliopsida, Myrtales, Lythraceae. The record is from RefSeq and is a predicted model, not a curated record.
GGCAACCGGGGCGGGAGCCAUCUGGAAAGGAGAGAAGGAAGGAAAACUUCCCUUACGGACAGUACAGUCACUUGAAGACUAUGAAGUCAGCGUUUCGAAACGCCUACUGCGCAUCCUCCCGUUUCUCCUUGAACCCUAGCAGUGUCGGUUCAGUCCUCUCCACCGCUUCGGCCAUCACCAUCACUCGCCCGCUUGGCUCCCCCGCCCCCUAUUUCGCCAUAACCGCCUCCGCCCGUCCUCGGUCCGCAGCGUUCUGCUCAGCUCCAAUGGCGUCCUCUGAUCCCCCCGCGCCUCAGCUCGAGAAGCAGUUCGAGGGCUUCCGCGUCCAGCUGGAGGAGUCCGGGAGCUUGCGGGACCGCAUUCGGACCGUCGCUAUGGAGAUUGAGUCCGCCACCAGGCUCAUGCACUCCAGCCUCCUCCUCGUUCACCAGUCUCGCCCCCUUCCCGAGGUUUUGGACAAGGCGAAGGCUCAGAUUGGAGAGAUAAAAGAUCACUAUAGCCGGCUAGCAAAGAUCCUCAGCGAAUGCCCCGGUCAAUAUUAUCGGUAUCAUGGUGAUUGGAGGAGUGAGACGCAGACAGUGGUUUCCCUCCUUGCUUUCAUGCACUGGUUGGAGAUCGGGAAUCUCCUCAUGCAUGAUGAAGCUGAGGAAAAACUUGGAUUGAAUAACUCGGAGUUUGGUCUGGACAUUGAGGAUUAUCUUAUAGGUGUCUGUUUCAUGUCUAAUGAGCUGCCUAGGUAUGUGGUGAACCAAGUGACAGCUGGAGACUAUGAUUGCCCGAGAAAGGUUCUAAAGUUCUUAACAGAUCUUAAUGCAUCCUUCCGAAUGCUUAACCUUAGGAAUGACUUCCUUCGCAAGAAGUUCGACAGCUUGAAGUAUGACCUUCGAAAGGUUGAGGAAGUUUACUAUGAUGUGAAGAUCCGAGGCUUGACUUCCAGUGGGGACUCUAAGGAAGACCAGGUAUCACAAGGGCAGCAGUAGUCACCCUUUUAUGAUCUUUCUCUUGGUCGGUCCGUCAAGAGUCGAUAGUAUUAGCUUUGAACACAAGCACGCUGUACUGAAGACUUUUUUUGGAAACAGAGAAUAGAAUAUGUAAGUAAAUUACAGAUGAUUACUGAAAUGUGAGCUUGAGUUGUCCAUCUGCGACCUCCUUUAUGUUGUACAAAUUUUCGGCAAUUUUUAAGGGAAAUGAUGUCUUUUUUUUUUCC